This is a messenger RNA of Trichomycterus rosablanca, 981 nucleotides long. Its product is annotated as cytosolic 5'-nucleotidase 1A-like. The transcript is spliced from 6 exons. Gene Ontology annotation, biological process: adenosine metabolic process; nucleotide metabolic process. The record is from RefSeq and is a predicted model, not a curated record. NCBI's taxonomy places the organism in Eukaryota, Metazoa, Chordata, Actinopteri, Siluriformes, Trichomycteridae. Gene Ontology annotation, cellular component: cytosol; cytoplasm. The coding region runs from base 1 to 981 and encodes 326 amino acids. Gene Ontology annotation, molecular function: 5'-nucleotidase activity; magnesium ion binding; nucleotide binding.
AUGGCAUCAGCAGCUGAGAACAAAAAGAACCAGAAAUCAGGAAAAGCUAUGAAUAAUGAAGAUGAGAUCAACGUCUCGAUUUCUUUGUUUGCGAUGUUUGACAUGAGGGAGGAGAAGAACAUCUACCAGGAGCAAGGGAAGGAGAUGUACACCAAAUACGAUCAACAACAUGCCCAUCAGCUCCUCAAACCUGGAGCUGCUUUCCCAUUCGCCAAGGCGCUGAUGAUGGUGAACUCCUACCUGAAGUUUCUGCAUCCUGAGAGUCAGGAACUGUUUAAGAUCCUGCUGAUGGUUCCCUCAGAACUGCACCCAGGAACACGGCUGAAAAGGAGCAUCGAGUUCUUUGAGUUCCCUCGGGAAGCCGUCGUUAUCCGUGAGUUUGGGAGCACAGCUAAGCUGAUUGAUGAACUGAAGAGCAGCGGAUCUAAACUGUACCUGUCCGAAAACACCAAGCCGGACGGAGCAGAGUACGGUAUUCCGGCAGCUACCGUCUCUGUUUCGGAUGUGAGGAUGGAUCUGAACAAUUUUCAGCUGCGAGUGGCGUUUGAUGGAGACGGGAUUAUUUUCUCGGACGAGGCAGAAAAAAUCACACAAAAGAAAGGACUGGAGGCGUUCUUUCAACACGAAGAGACAAACAGAGACAAACCGCUUCCCAAGGGUCCUCUGAGUGGUUUCCUGGAGGUGUUGAUGAAGCUGCAGGCUAAGUUCCGCGCUGAGAAGAUGAUAAAGAACUGCCCCAUCCGUACCUACCUGGUGACGUCGAGAGGCCUGAUGAAGUCUGGAGCCCGGGUCAUGAACUCUCUGGAGCACUGGGGGAUGGAGAUCGACGAGGCUCAUUUCCUCUCCGGGGGUCAUAAAGCUCCGGUGCUGCAGGCCAUCAAACCUCAGAUCUUCUUCGAUGAUCAGAUGCGCCACGUCCUCGCAGCCAGAGAGGCGGGCAUCGUGGGCGCCCACGUGCCGUACGGGGUCGCCAACGAGUAA